AUGGCGGUUUUCGCUGUUUCCUGUGUCUUACCGGUGGACAGUACUUCGCUUGUUCUUCCCAGAUUGGGGCAUACAAAAUUGCAAUCCCAAGGUCGACAUCGCAGUGCGAACAUUAGUCCUCCCAACAGACGCACACUCAUCAGAGCCGGUUUAGCUUUGACAAAGGAGAAAGUAGUUGACGCUGGCAAGGUAGAAUUUGUCAAUGACAGGGCUGCCGAUGACUCAAAGGGCUGGACAAAUGCCAUUAAUCUGCCAGACCAGCGGGUUGUCAUCAAUGGCGCUGUACCCGCUUCCGGUUUAAAGGUCCUGGCGAUUAUUCUCGGUAUGGGAGCAGCUGCGCUUAUGGCGCUCGUGAGCAAGUUCCAGCCGUCGCAGCUUGCCGAAGAGCAAAGACAUGCUGCUCGCUUCUUCAAGAGAUUGGGAGCUGAUGUGGAGGCCACUUUACAGGUUGAUCCGCGACUGCGCGCAGAAGCAUCUAUCUAUUGGGAGCAGUCGAUCGCCACCAAGUUCCCCAAGCAAGUGCUUCCAUCGAAGAUCAGUGGCGAUGUAGAUCUCGCCAGACCUGAGGUUGAAGUGUACCCAAAUUCUCAUACAAAUGGAUGGACAAGGUCUGCAGUGGAAGACCUCAGGCACACUGCUGAACUUCUGCGCACUUCAGACAUUUCAGAAUACACAAGUAUGGCCAACAGUGCCAAGGGUCUCAACCUGAUUUUGUCGAUCACUUCUCCCAUGAUCGCUACAGCGGGUGUUGUUUUAAACAUGGCUGGCUGUCCAGCUGUAGCUGCAGCAGUUACCGUGGGCUCCCUCUUCGUGCAUACGCUGACACACGCUCUUCAGAUGGGCGCUGUGAUUGAGGUGUACAGAAACUGCGCGGGCUAUUAUGCUGCAGUCGAGAGGUCCAUCGAGCAAACGCUGCGCUUACCUGUUGAGCAACGUGAAGAUGCAACCAUCUUCCAGCAAAAGAUCGCAGUGCUACUUGGAAGGAGACCAGCAGUGACACCGAUGGUGCCCCUCGACAAUAAAACUGCCGGAGUUUUGUUCUGA
Messenger RNA from Marchantia polymorpha subsp. ruderalis, 1044 nucleotides. The record is from the annotation of a GenBank genome assembly. Lineage: Eukaryota; Viridiplantae; Streptophyta; Marchantiopsida; Marchantiales; Marchantiaceae.